AUGGGCAUCGAGAAAUACGAGGGACGCGUCGCACUGGUUACUGGCGCCAGCGCAGGCAUCGGUGCUGCCAUAGUGCAGGCGCUGUUGAAGCAUGGACUCACCGUUGUGGGAAUGGCCAGGAGGGUCGAAAAAGUUAAGGCUAUUGAGCUUGCACUCAAAGACGCGCCAGGGAAGCUGUACGCCGUUGCCGGAGAUGUGAGCGACGAAGCCAGCAUCCUGGCGGCCUUCAAGUGGGUCAAGGACAACCUGGGUGGCGUCGACAUCCUCAUCAACAACGCUGGUGUAUUUCCCAUUACUAGCCUUACGGAUGGCAAGACGGAAGACUGGAAGCGCAUCCUGGACGUGAACGUGCUGGGUCUGAGCAUCUGCACCAGGGAGGCCGUGCAGGACAUGCUGGGCAGGGGCGUCGACGACGGCUUCAUCAUCCACAUCAACAGUGUUGCAGGACACACACUGCAGCUUACAGAUGGUAAAGCGAUGUAUGCUGCCAGCAAGCACGCCGUAAAAGUCCUGCUCGAAGGGCUGAGAAAGGAUCUCGUGAGCAAGGGUAGCAAGAUACGAGUUGGGGUGCGCGAUAUAAUUGUAUUACCGACUGGCACUCCGUUCUAA
Molecule: messenger RNA, 609 nt
Organism: Schistocerca piceifrons (Central American locust)
Lineage: Eukaryota; Metazoa; Arthropoda; Insecta; Orthoptera; Acrididae
Product: dehydrogenase/reductase SDR family member 11-like
Exons: 6
Coding region: 1-609 (202 amino acids)
Molecular function (GO): oxidoreductase activity
Source: RefSeq, a predicted model, not a curated record